This is a messenger RNA of Acanthosepion pharaonis, 2079 nucleotides long. NCBI's taxonomy places the organism in Eukaryota, Metazoa, Mollusca, Cephalopoda, Sepiida, Sepiidae. The record is from the annotation of a GenBank genome assembly.
AUGUUUUCUCUUUAUCACUCAUUGCUCACUAUUUCUCUAUAUCACCCACUCUCAUUCAAUCCCUUUAUCUUCCAUUCCCUCUCACUCACUCACUCUCAUACUCCUGUUAUCUUUUUCCCACUCACUCUUACUGUCUCUUACACUUUCUCUCACUCAUUAUCUCUCUGCUAUUCUCACACUCUUGCACCCUCACAUUUCUUCACUAUCUUUCUUACUCAACCUUUCUUAGUAUCUCACUGUUUCUCUCUAUUACCCAUUCUUUCUCUCUCAUGUCAUCUCUCUCAUGCUCUCACUAAAUAUUUCUGUAUUUCUCCCUUUUACUCACUUUUUGUCUCUCUCAUUCUAUCUUCAGUUCAAUACAGUUUUACAUUUUGUCGACACACAUCUAUCUAUCUAUCUAUCUAUCUAUCUAUCUAUCUAUCUAUCUAUCUAUCUCAGUCUGUUCAGAUCUAUAUAUCUAUCUAUCUCAGUCUGUUCAGGUCUAUCUAUCUAUUUGUUCAGAUCUAUCUAUCUAUCUAUCUAUCUAUCUAUCUCAGUCUUUUUCUCUCUUUCUACCUAUAUCUAUCUCAUGUUACUCAUAUCUAUCUAUCUAUCUAUCUAUCUAUCUAUCUAUCUAUCUAUCUAUCUAUCUCUACAUUUAUCUAUCUCAUUUUAUUAUUUUUAUCUAUCUGUUCUUAUCUACAUUUAUCGAUCUCAUUUUAUUCAUAUCUAUCAUUCUAUCUCAUUUCCUAUCUAUCUAUCUAUCUCUCUAUCUGGCAGAAAGAAAUAAUUGAUUUUCUGUAUGAUUAUGGCCUCAUAUGGGUUGGCGAAGCAAAUGCUGGCAAUGAAAAUCUUGACUGUGCCACCUCAAGAGGAUCGAACGAAAACCAUGUCUGGAAACCAGGUGAAUCAGUAGUGUCAUCUCUCCCAGAAGUGGACUAUGAUAUUGUCAUCCAAAAAAUCAAAGAAUUGAAUGUGCUGGUUGGUGAUGGAGUGACCCAAGUGGAACAUACCAAAGAUGGAGCUCGAUUGAAAUAUCCGGACCCAGUGCAACUGACACUCUACAAAAAUGGCAUACUUAUGUUUGAUGGUCCAUUUCGCCCUCUGACUGAUCCCAUGACCCGGCACUGCUUGUACGAUAUCAUGGAAGGUUAUUUCCCUUCUGAACUUCAGGCCAAAUAUCCCGAUGGUGUCCCUUUCAAGGUGACAGAUAAGAGAGAAGUUUAUUAUGAAGACACUCGUUAUCAUGAAUGUUUCCCUGGAGUUGGGAAGACACUGAGUAACAAGGAUGAAGAAUCAGAUUCUGGUCUGGAGAAUAUUUUACAAGCAUCAACUUUAAAGAUCUCUGACCAACGAAACAAAGUUGUGAAUGAACGUCCAGGGCCAGCUUUAUCAGUGAACCAGUUUGUGGAAAGAUUGCCACCAUGUGUUAUCAAAAAUGGAAGAGUCAUUGACAUCCGACAAUCUCUAUGGAGCCGAUUGAAGGGUGAUACCAGUGAGACCCAAGUCAGCAUUGUGGACACUGAAGCAACCCAAGAAAUGAAACAAAGACUUCAGAAUGUCCAUCUGCAAAGACAAGAAAUCCCAGAAAGUGUUGCAACAUUGAGAGUCAAGUCUGAGAAUGGGGAGCAUACAUACGUGCUGAAGAUGAAACCCCACGAAACCAUAGGUGACCUUCGAAGAUAUUUAGAUAAACAGAGGGAUUCUGACAAUUCACCAGCCUACCAGAUUCUGUCCACCUUUCCUCACAUCUAUCUAUCUAUCUAUCUAUCUAUCUAUCUAUCUAGUGGAAUGCUGAUCAAAGCUGAAAAUUAUCUAUCUAUCUAUCUAUCUAUCUAUCUAUCUAUCUAUCCCGGCAUGUUGCUCGCUUCACGCGUAGCCACUGCCCUGGUACCCGUUGCACUCGUAGCCGCUGCCCGGGUACUCGGUGCAUGCGUAGACGCUGUCCUGGUAUCUGCUGCCCUGGUAACUGCUGCACUCAUAGCCGCUGCCGUGGUGCUCGCUUCAUGCGUAGCCGCUGCCCUGGUAUCUGCUGCCCUGGUACCUGCUGCACUCAUAGCCGCUGCCCUCAUAGCCACUCAACCAACUAAUGGUGGCUGA